Paramormyrops kingsleyae is the source of this 2499-nucleotide messenger RNA. RefSeq names its product prolyl endopeptidase like (gene prepl). Gene Ontology annotation, biological process: proteolysis. The record is from RefSeq and is a predicted model, not a curated record. Gene Ontology annotation, cellular component: Golgi apparatus; cytoskeleton. Gene Ontology annotation, molecular function: serine-type endopeptidase activity. Lineage: Eukaryota; Metazoa; Chordata; Actinopteri; Osteoglossiformes; Mormyridae.
AACGUGCCUCUACCGGCACAUGCAGUGAACGGCAAGCUGUAUAUUUCUGCACGUCAAACUGCGCCGUAGUAGUGUAAAGAAGCUGGCGGGAGAUUAGUUAGUCUAACGUGUGGAUUAAUGGUAUCUAUAUGUAAAAUAAAUUUCAAUAAUCCUAUUAUAUUGGUUCCUAAGUGAAAUGUUUUGUGAUCUGUAAGGAUUAGGAAGAAACAGGCUUGUUUUGAGUUCCAGUAGAGAUGACAUACCCAGCGACAUGAUCAUCUUCCCUUGCACGUUGCGGUUUAUAGCAUUGAGUAUUGGGAGGUCGGUUCCCAGCCUCCGCGGUAAACACUGGUCAUUCUGUCAGACACGAUCGCGACGUAGCGGCAGUGCGGGAGUUUCUUCUUAUCUUUUGGAGACUUCUAAGCAACAGUUGCAAAAAUACAGGGACCAAGAGCGUUGUUUCAAGAGGGAAGUAAGGGAUGCGUACCAGAGGUUUUCAGAAGUUCCCGAUAACACUGUGAUUCAGGGACGACAUCAUGUAUACUUUGAAGAAGGAGGAAACAUUUACAGAAUGCGAAUUGGACAGGGUGGCCAGGAUGUGCAAGACAUUCUGGAUACCUCCAGUGGGGGGUGUCUGCAGCGUGUUCGCCUCUCCCCUGGGGAGCAUGCCCUGGCCGCCACCGUGAAGGACUCUGGGAGUGAGGAAGCCAAAUGCCUCGUCUUAAGGCUGGGAGAUCCUCCUGACCCUCCCCGACUGCUGCUCCAGCUCGAUGGUGUCUUCAGCUUUGAGUGGGCCUCUGAUGACGUCCUGUUCUUCACCAGCAUGGAGGACCUCAGGAGUUGCCGGGUCUUCCGCCUGGACUUGAGGAAACCAAAGCCACAGGCUGUCCUGGUGUAUGAGGAACGAGACCCUGAAUUCUUUGUGGAGGUCAGCUGCACCAGAGACCACAAUUUGGUCACGUUGAACUGCAACAAUAAAAGUACUUCGGAGGUGUGGCUUGUUGAGGCUGAUGCGCCCCUGGCAUGUCCCAGGCUCAUCCAGCCAAGGAUCUCCGGCCUGAUCUAUCACGUGGAGCACACAGGCAAGCAGCUAUACAUCCUCGCUAACACCGCACCAGGCCAGGAGUACCAGGUGCUGAGCGCUCCCUUGGCCUCACCGGGCAUGGAGAGUUGGGUGCCCGUGUUCACUCCAGAUGUCGGGACAGGCCUGAAGGACAUGGAGGUGGUCCAGGACCACUGCGUUUUGGCUGUCCGCACCCCUGCUGGCCCACUUGGGCUGCAGGUGGUCCCGUUGGCCGACCCAUCCCAGGUCUACACUGUGCAGCUCCCCCUAUGGGCAUGUGAGUUUGAGUCCCGCCCCUGCCUGGGAUUGGACAGCCCCGCGUUCCAGUUUAGCCUCUCUUCCCCGGUGCAGCCGCCCCUCCAAUUCUCAUACUGCCUGAGGGAGCGGCAGCUAUUUGUGGAGGAGGCCACGGCUGGGCCCCCCCUCCUGGAGCACCAUACUGCUCGGCUGGAGGCCCGCAGCCAGGAUGGCACGCUGGUCCCAAUGACGGUGUUCCACAGAGCUCCCUGGGGCAACCUGAAGGGGGCGCCACUGCUGCUGCAUGUGUAUGGGGCUUAUGGCCUACACCUCAACAUGGCUUUCUGCCCGGAGAAGCGGCUGCUGCUAGAAGACGGCUGGGUCCUGGCCUACUGUCACGUUCGAGGUGGAGGGGAGCAUGGCCUAGGGUGGCAUCAGGCAGGCAGUUUCCUGCAGAAACACAAGGGCCUAGAGGACCUGGCCUCCUGCAUCCACCACCUCUAUCAGCUGGGUGUUUCCCAACCGGCGCUGGCCAACCUUUCCACCCGCAGUGCCGGAGCCGUCCUAGCGGGGGCGCUGUGCAACCAGUAUCCUGAGCUGCUGCGGACUGUUAGUCUGCAGGCGCCCUUUCUGGACGUCCUGGGCACCAUGCAGGACCCCAACCUUCCCCUGACCAUCGAGGACAGAGGAGAGUGGGGCGACCCCUUGGCCGACACCCACCAGCGUGACACUGUGGCCUCCUAUUGCCCAUGUCACAACAUCAAGCCCCAGCGGUACCCAUCCAUGCUGAUCACGGCCUACGAGGGUGACAGGAGGGUGCCCUUGGAGGGGGUGCUGAGGUAUGCAGAGAGGCUGGUGGCAGCAGCACACGCUGACAUUGGAGGUGCCACCACACCAGGGUCAAAAACUCCGCCAUCUGUCAUUCUGGACCUGCAGCCUGGAGGAGAUCAUUUCGGGCCAGACGACUUGGAGGUGUCACUGAAUGAGACUGCCAGGCAGCUUGCAUUCCUCUACGGUGAGCUAGGCUUGGACCGUGGCAGACACAAGGACUAACAGCAGCCUGAGGUGUAUAUAUGUAUAUGUGUGUGUGUGUGUGUGUGUGUGUGUGUGUGUGUGUAUUGCUCCUCACACAGACCAUGCUGCAGCACUUGUUAAUCUAACUUGAGAUCGAGCAAUACAUGAAUAAUAAUUAAAAAAUAAAAAACAAGAUGAAUAUUGAA